Messenger RNA from Maudiozyma barnettii, 2451 nucleotides. RefSeq lists its product as uncharacterized. Gene Ontology annotation, biological process: flocculation. Lineage: Eukaryota; Fungi; Ascomycota; Saccharomycetes; Saccharomycetales; Saccharomycetaceae. The transcript has a single exon. The record is from RefSeq and is a predicted model, not a curated record. The coding region runs from base 1 to 2451 and encodes 816 amino acids.
AUGUUGUUCAUAACAAUUUCAUUCCUGUUGUCAUUAGUGAGGUUUAGUCAAAGUUAUACUUAUGAUUUGGGUACAGCUCAUGUGUCACCAGGGUUGACUGCUAAAAUAUACGCCCUUUCUCGAGAUCCACCAACAGGUGAUCCGGUAUCCUCUGAAAACUAUGCUCUAUACAGUAAAGAUUCUCUUUAUUUAAGAUAUGAAACAUUUUUAACUGACCCUAAUGUAACUUAUUUGACAACAGUGAAUGGUGUUACAGAUUUUAGCAUAUCUUUCAAAGAUAACACUAAUAUAACUGUCUAUGGGGAAAAGAUCGACGCAACACAAUUCAUCGUUGAAGCAAGAGGAUAUUUUAUCCCUCCAGUGAAUGGUACCUACUAUUUUUAUAACGUCGCAUAUGCCACUUUUGAUUCUGACAAUACGUAUAUUCCUGAAUAUUAUUCUUCAGGGAUCAGUUUAAUAGGAAAGACUUAUAUUACUACAGAUGAUGCAGGCGAUGCGACUUGUAAUCAAUUCGAUUAUACUAUCGCGCCAACAAAUACCUAUUCAGCUGCACUUAUAACUGAGGGUACUAGUGCUGGCGCGUUUAACAUGGGUUCAUUAAUUGCAGGUCGUGCAUAUCCAAUAACGAUUACCUCAAUGAGUCUUCAAAAAGCUCUAGAUUUAUCUAUUUGGUUUGAAGUUGGGGAUCAAACUAUUGCGUUAGAUGCAUCCAAUUUUGUUACCAUGGAUUAUGAUGGUUUAGACUGGUCAGAUAUUAACGCGGUUGAAUAUCCAGAAAACUGUCCAGCAUUAGCAACUACAACUACGUAUGAACGGUCUGUUGUUUAUUCAACGACUACAAUGUCCACAUACGUAACGACAAUAACAGGUACAAAUGGUAUUAAAACAACAGAAACUGUAUAUGUUGUCGUUUUACCAAUCCCAGGGGUUACUCCAACUAAAUCAUCUACUAGUUCUUUUGUAAGUUCUUCAUCUGUCGUUUUGACAAGUUCAAUAGUCAUAUCAUCUUCUACUUUUAGUAGUUCGAUCCUGGAAUCAUCUUCUACUAUUAGUAGUUCGAUCCCGGAAUCAUCUUCUACUAUUAGUAGUUCGAUCCUAUCAUCAUCUUCAACAAUUAUCAGCAGUUCGAUCCCAGAAUCGUCUUCUACUAUUAGUAGUUCGAUCCUAUCAUCAUCUUCAAUAAUUAUCAGCAGUUCGAUCCCGGAAUCGUCUUCUACUAUUAGUAGUUCGAUCGCAGAAUCAUCUGGAACUACUAAAAGCGCCAUUAAAUCAUCUGCUCGUGGAAGUAACUCAAAUGAAGUAGCGUUAUCUACUAAUGUUCCAACUGGAAAGGCAUCACUUUUCACCAGUAAUGCUGUAGAAAAUUCAUCAUCUGAUGUUAUUAACUCCAUUGAGUCACAAUCAUCUUUUAAUACUAAGUCGGUAAAAUCAACCAAGAGUAUGGAUUCAGUGGAAAUAUCUUCCGGUAGUGUUGUUCUAGUUGAAACGUCAACUGGUGAUGUUAAUCCAAUCAAAAGGUCAUCUUCCAUUAUCAGUGCUCCUGUAAAAGGGGUAUCUUCUGAUAUAAGUCGUGAGACCAAAGUUGUAUCAUCUGUCAACGGUAAUUCCGACAAAAACCCGACAUCCCAAAACACUGACACUGCAAAGAUAUCAUCGAGUAUUGCACCAUUGACAAAAGAGUCAUCUUUGGCCAACGGCAAUUUGGGAAAAAAUUCUUUAUCAACUACAACUAGACCCGCUAUAUAUUUAUCAUCUGCUAAUUUUGAUGCUACUUCAACAUCUGGUCAUAAUAGACCUGACUUAUCUAACACUGAUUCAAUUUCAACUUUGUCGCAAGUUGGGGAAGGUUACAAAUCACACAUAAAUGAUAUCACCGUUAAUCCUUCAAGCAGGGAAUCUACUUAUUUAAGUUCUACAUCUGGUCUUCAUGAAAAACCUACUGAUCGUAUAUCUCGCGCAGCUAUGAUAGUUAAUUCAAAUUCACAGGAUAUCACUGGUACUUCUACCAAGAUGUCCAGGAAAACUGGUUAUUUUACCCCAACAACGACGACAGGUAUUGUAUCAUCCAUUGCAACAAAACAUAUGUCGGAACGAAAAGAACCUAACGACCAAUCAACAUCGAGUACUCAAAAAAACGCCAUAUCUGCAUCAUUUAUGACAAAUUCCGAUACGUCUAGAAAUACAGUACUUGAUAGCGAGACAGCAUAUAAUGGUGAUUUCAAAUCCGAUAGUCUUACAGCAUCUCAAUUUGUAACAGAUAAUGACCCGGGACACAAUACUAAAUCAUUAAUAAGCAGCAGUGGGAAUGUACAAUAUAGCAAUAUUGUACAACUUGAUUCAAGUGAUUUGCAAAGCACAAGUGCUGGUGUUUCCGAUUUUGCUGGAUCAAGUAACUCAUUAUCAAUCGGUUUAUUGGGUAUGCUGUCAUUGAUUGUUCAGGUUUUAAUAUAA